CCUGCAGCUCAGGGAAUCUCUUCCAGAACGUCGUGGUCCUGCUGAUGAUUUCCAAAUCCUUUUAACCACGAACGUUCAUCACAGUUUCAAAGCGACUUUAAAGGCACAGCAUUUGGGGGGAAAUCGAAUAUUCUGUGUUCCGUUGGUGUCAAACAGAACCUGCGAAUGUCUCUCUUAGAAUAAGCUGCCAGAUGUCUUGGGCAGAUAGUGGAGCACUGAGACCAGAACGCGGCAGAAAGGAGAGAAAGCCCAGUUCCUGAACCCACGAUGACACGAUGUAGGUCUGCAGACCUCCUCUCUGUGGUUGUGGGACACAUGGAAAUGAUGAUGCAUCUCCUGUUAAAACGCUGUAAUAGACCGGCUGUCGCAACUACUGCGCCUGAGACGGACUUUCCACCAGUGGGAAAGAAAGGGAGACGCUCAGGGAGAAGUGAGGAGGUACAGGUCACUUCCUGCCAGAUCUGGAACCAAUUCAGGGCAAUUCCACCCAGCAGUCAUUGAUGUGUGUGUGUGUGUGUGUGUGUGUGUGUUCCUUCUCACUGUGUUUCAUGCAUUUCCUCCUUAGACACUAAAUGUACCUCACACACUUCUCACCAUUAACGCACAUGGACUCCACCCAAGGAAUUACACCAUCCAGAGGUUCGUUGAUGGAUGUUAGUGAGACGCAUGAGUGUAAAACCACAAUGAAACUGCAUCAAAUUUGGAUCUCGUCAUUCAACUCAUUUCCUUUUAUUCCAUCAUGUCUGUGACAAACCUUAAACCUACAGCGCCGUGAGGGAAUCGCAUUAUUACAUGAGCAGUUUCCAAAGUGCUGAAAGAACACAGGCACAGAACAUCUGGAAGAAAAACAAACACCUGGAGUUGUAUUCUCCUUUUAUUCAACGCCACUUAUUAUCACCGCAACGCGUAGACUCUACAGGCCACUUUCUCUUUAGGUUAGUCGUAUUUGCCCCCCCCCCCCCCUCCCUACCUCGGGUCGGGUGGUGGGGGGGCGGCAGCACCAGCCAGCGGCACCGCUUCCUUUAUAAAAGGCCCGCGGCAGAGGGGCGGAACAUCUGGGCAGAGCAGCUGCAGGAUGCGCGCCUUGGUUCUCCUGUGGACGCUCGGCUCCCUGCUGGAGGAGACGCGGCCGUGGGGCUUCAGGAACGGGAUAUUCCACAACUCCAUCUGGCUGGAGCAAGCAGCCGGAGUUUACCACCGGGAGUCACGCAAGGGAAGGUACCAGCUGACGUACACGGAGGCCAAAGCCGUCUGCAAAUACGAGGGGGGGAAGCUGGCCACCUACGAGCAACUGGAGGCGGCUCGCCAAAUAGGGUUCCAUGUGUGCGCCGCCGGAUGGUUCGACAGAGGACACGUCGGCUACCCCAUCGUCAAGGCCGGAGCCAACUGCGGCUUCGGGAAGGUCGGCAUCGUCGACUACGGACGCAGGCGCAACAAAAGCGAGCGCUGGGACGCGUACUGCUACAACCCCAACUCCAAGGAGUGCGGCGGGGUGCUGACGGACCAGCAGAAGGUCAUCCGCUCGCCCGGCUUCCCCGAGGAGUACCAGGACGAGCAGAUCUGCUACUGGCACGUGCGCGUGCGCCUGGGCCAGCGGGUGCACCUCCGCUUCCUGGAGUUCGACGUGGAGGAGGACGUGGGGUGUCUGGCCGACUACCUGGAGGUGUUCGACAGCUACGACGACGUCUCCGGCUUCGCCGGCAGGUUCUGCGGCGAUUAUUUACCCGAUGACAUCAUCAGCACAGGAAACGUGAUGACGCUGAAGUUCCUCUCCGACGCGUCGGUCACGGCCGGCGGCUUCAAGCUGCAGUACGUCGCCUUCGACGCGUCUCUGUCGUCACAGAACCACACCCGCUCCGCCCACUGACACUGCUGUGUUUAAUGCCUCCUGAAAGCUGAUUAAAUAAAUGAACGUGUUGAAGGUUUUGACGGUGUUCUUACGUCCUAGAUUAGACAAACAAUCGUGACUUUGUGUUGACCUCAUUCAAGGUUUAUUUUACAGAAAAACAAACCUGUUUUCUGGUUGUUACAAUAAUAAUUUCCUAAACGUUCAGAGUGCAGAGUAUUUUCACAGCCAACUGUUCUGUAUAUUCAAAGCUCCAUACACAUAAAUUAUUCAUAAACAUCUGCUUUGUUCAUUGAUUUAUAAUGUCGUAUAAAUGUGCCUUUUUUAAUUUUUGUAUUUUGCAAAUUUGUGACAUGGUCGGUAACUAAAAAAAGUAUACUAUAGAUAUGACAUUUUGAUCACAUUUUGAAAACAAUCAAUAAUAAUUAUUCCGUGCUAAUGAACAUUUUAUCACUGCAAUAAUUAACUAGAAUGUUACAUCUGGUGUUACAUUAUUGACUGUACUGUAUUGAAUGUACAAAGUCUCCAUUAGGUUUGUGUAGAGCAGUUGCGAACAAAUAAAAUGUAAUAUUAUGAAAAAAAAAAAUUGAGUGAUGAUUCCUGGUGGGAAAUUCACUCAAACUUUGUACUUUUCAUUGAGCAUGAUUUUGAAUGCAGGAACGUUACUUGUCAGACACACACACACACGGAAAGUGUGGAUGUGGUAGUAUUAGCCCUGUCAUCAGAUUAUAAUAAAAGCAGGAAUAUU
Molecule: messenger RNA, 2594 nt
Organism: Gasterosteus aculeatus aculeatus (three-spined stickleback)
Lineage: Eukaryota; Metazoa; Chordata; Actinopteri; Perciformes; Gasterosteidae
Source: RefSeq, a predicted model, not a curated record